Molecule: messenger RNA, 2775 nt
Organism: Trichoplusia ni (cabbage looper)
Lineage: Eukaryota; Metazoa; Arthropoda; Insecta; Lepidoptera; Noctuidae
Gene: RSG7
Product: regulator of G-protein signaling 7
Exons: 16
Coding region: 823-2514 (563 amino acids)
Biological process (GO): intracellular signal transduction; regulation of G protein-coupled receptor signaling pathway; G protein-coupled receptor signaling pathway
Source: RefSeq, a predicted model, not a curated record
GACUAAAUAAAGUUGGUCGUAGUAAUCGUAUUUGAAAUGUGGAGGCUGUAACUUUCCAAUUUGGUCGUAUUAUGUUUCCAUAGCUUUGUUGUCUCUCUCUGGUUCACUGCUUAGCUAUCUGUUGUCUCAUUUCAAAAAGCUUUCGCACUUGGGAUGAUGAUAAAUGGCGAACGCUCUUGACAUUUCGUGCUAUUAUCAAAAUGUUAAAUUCUCUUAUCGGUUGUUAUUAUUUACGUUUUAUAAAUAAAACAAGAUGGUAUUCCGUAUAAAUCGGAUUCUAUUGAUCACCAGCUGGCCCUGUAAAGUGCGCGAACAGUAAAAACGAUAAAGGAAAACACCUACUGAAGUGGGUCAAAUAAUCACAAAUAAAACGAAAAAAUGCGUUUAAAACUGUUGCGGAUGAAUGUUUUUGUCGACUACAAAUCUAUCGCGAUCCUGUGAAACAAACAUUCAUCUGAAUUUAAGUGCAGAAGUGGUUAUAAACGCGAAUUUUCGGGAGUGUGUUUUAUUAUAAAUGAAGAACAAUAUUCUAUUCGCAAUAAAUAUAGUGAAUAAGUGUAAUUCUUGAAUAAAAUAGAGUUAAUAUAAAUAUUAGUUCAAAGUGAACAGUGUUUAGAUAAUUAAUAAGCAGUUUGUGGUUUAAAUAGCUAUUUGUGGCGUUGUAAAAUAAACCAUUUUACGAUUAAGCUUAGCACCGCUGCCAAAGUGUAAUAAAAAGUUGGAUGCGUAGAGUUUUAGCGCGAAAGUGAAAAUAUUUUCGUAAAUUUCAUAUUAUCAAAAGUUUUAAUUGUUGUGUUAUGAAUAUCGAUAUUGUGAAUUAAAAUGGUUACGAUGAAUUCGUCGGAGAAGGCGGCGCAAAAAGCCUGUCAACAGGGGCCCUCCAGGGACAACUCGAAGUGUAUAAAAGAAGAUAAAGAGAAGGACCGGGAUAAGAAGGAGAAUGUCUCCUCGACGCUACCACCAGGAGUCCAGGCUCUCAUGUCCACUAUACCCUCGCCGGAGGAGUCUCCCAACUACCUGGUGUAUAAGAAGAUGGAAGCCAUUAUUGAGAAGAUGCAGGAUGAGAACACGGGAGUACCAGUCAGGACCGUCAAGAGCUUCAUGACUAAGAUACCGUCGGUGUUCACUGGAUCUGACCUGGUCUCCUGGCUCUCAAGGCACCUUCAGUUGGAGGAGACCUGGGAGGCUCUACAUGCUGCACACCUGCUGGCAGCCCAUGGAUAUCUGUUCCCGAUCGACGAUCACUGCCUCACAGUCAAGAACGAUAACACUUACUACAGAUUUCAGACACCAUACUUUUGGCCGUCGAAUCAAUGGGAACCGGAGAAUACGGACUACGCGGUAUACCUAUGCAAACGUACAAUGCAGAACAAAGCGCGUCUAGAAUUAGCCGAUUACGAAGCGGAGUCCCUCGCUCGUCUCCAGAAGAUGUUCAGUCGAAAAUGGGAGUUUAUAUUCAUGCAGGCCGAGGCACAGAGCAAGGUUGACAAGAAACGCGACAAACUCGAAAGGAAAGUUCUGGACAGUCAGGAGCGAGCCUUCUGGGAUGUGCAUCGACCUAUGCCGGGCUGUGUGAACACAACUGAAAUGGAUCCAAAGAAGCUAUCACGUAUCAACGCGUUGAAAGCAAAGCGUCUGCGACAGUGCCAAGAGCUGAUACUGCAACACAAUUUAAAGAACAAUCCAAUAGUGACCAUCACCAAUCCACAAGAGAGCGAGGAAGAGAUACAAAAGAAGAAUACAGAAAAUAAUAUCAAAGAGAAUGGCGAGAGUUCCCAGCCGGAGGCAGUGGCGGGGCGGCCGGCCUCCCCCCCUCCGCCCAGCCUGGCGCAGCAGAUAGAGGCGGCGCGCCGCCACCACGCCAUGCUGCGCGCCCGCCUCGAGAGGAGGAACGUGCGCGUCAGCAAGGUCGCCGAUAUGUUCAUAGCGUACUGCGAGCAAUAUUGCGAGUACGACGCUUUCCUGACGCCGCCGGAGUGGCCGAACCCGUGGAUCAGCGACACGACCGACAUGUGGGACCAGGAGAAACAGUGUAAGGAGCCGCUGCCGCUGCGGCGGGUGCGACGCUGGUCGUUCGGCCUGCGCGAGCUGCUGCGCGACCCCGCCGGGAAGGAACACUUCGCCAGGUUCCUCGCCAAGGAGUUCUCCGGGGAGAACCUCAAGUUCUGGCUGGCGGUCCAGGAGUUGAAGGCGCUCCCCAUCCGGCGCGUGUCGGCGCGCGCUAAGGACAUCUGGAAGGAGUACCUCGCCUCGGACGCUCCCUCACCCAUCAAUAUCGAUGCCGCGAGCAGAGAACUAACUCGUCAGAAAGUGGAAUCCGGUGCAGCAGACAGAUAUUGCUUCGAUCAAGCACAGGCUCACGUAUACCAUCUAAUGAAGUCUGACAGUUACUCAAGAUAUCUUAGGUCUGAGAUGUACAAGGAUUAUCUUAAUGGAUCUAAAAAGAAGACUUCAGUUAAAGGCAUUCGAUCUAUCGUUUCAUUCACCGGCCGCAAGGAAACCUCGACUAACUAGAGGUGGGACCUGCGCUAGAGGUGAGACACGCUUUAGUUCUGCAACACGCCGCGGUGGCGCUAGUGAGUUAACUAUAAUACUCAUGUAGUUAUUAUGAUGUUGUUUCAUUGUAUCGGUUGGGAUUUGAGUAAUGUUUAGUAAUUAAUUUUGACUGUUAAAGCCCACUGUUGGACUUGGGAUAGUGGUUAUAGUAUAUAUAUUUCAUAUUUAUUUGUGGAUUUUUUUUUUGAUAAAUCUUGGAUAGAUGAAUUUUUGAAAAUU